AGAUUUUAUCUAAAAUUUAUAAUUAUUAUAAUAUAUACAGCAGGGAAAAAACAAGUUUGAUAAAUACUUGAUCAUACAUGCACUCUAGGAAGAAAAUAACUCCAGAUUGUUUGUACGGAUCUUUGUAUGCUUUCUACCAAUAAAAUCUAAACACUCCUUUUUUAUUUGCAUUACUUUUGUAUCAAAGCGACGCCAUUGCUAAUUGCACACCUUCAGGCCACAGCUUGUUCCGCAAGCGAGAUUUUGUAUAAAAAUUUUCUUUGCUCUGAUUGGCUGACGAUUCACUACCGAGACAGGAUCCACUGCUAAUUGGAUGCUCGGUAAAAUGGCGGGAAUGUGCGCGCCAGCUUAGGGAGUAAGAAAAGCGUGCAAGAGUGUGUCCCGUUACCAUGAUUGUAUAUAUAAGAAUCGAUUCCUCUAAAAAACUAAAGAGUUGAUGUAAAAAUAACGUUUGUACAAAUUGUAAACAUAAGAAUCAUGUAUAAAUUUCGGGAAAUAUAUAAGACCAAGAAAAUUUGUUCGAUUGUUUCUUUAUUUAAUUAAUUCUCCUAGAAGGCAAAAAUCAAUAUUCGAUUAUUACAACAAAAAAUUGAAUCGGAAUCGAAUAUCUCUACUCACACAUGCAAUUCAUGUAAGCCACGAAGAGAAUGACAUUGCAUGUACAUACGUAUGUAUGACGAAGCAGAAUAGAAAAUAAUGAAUAAGAGCAAGCGCGAGAGCGAAUGCGUGUAGAUUAAAGAUUAUAAUAAAGUAAGACACAAAGUAUAAAUAUAUACAUAAUUGUAAUAAAGAUAAAGUUACCAUGAAAUAUGCAGCAAGAUUUUACAUAUGUACAAAAUUACACUUGCUAAGUACACUAGGAUGAAAAGAAAUAAGUAUGUAUACUACAAUGACGUGUAUAGCGGUGAAGAUAAUAUUACAAGAAAGAGAGAGAAAGCAGUGAAAUGAAUACGAAGCAGUGACCUAACGAUUGUGUGCGAAAAAACUGGAAAAGAAUUUAUUUAAACUCUCUAUUUUUACUUAUGCUUUCAGUACUUAGCAAUCAUUUGAACAAACAGGUGAUCCGAUUCAUGUCCAUGACUUCGGCAAAAAUGACGAAUUUAAUCGCUGACAUGCCACGAGGCCCGCUGGACUCCUACAGGAAACGCGCAACAUUUAAUUGGAAGUUACUAAAACUGAACUUAGAUGGAGAAGACUACGUGGAGUUUCAGAACAAUUUAUGGGACUUCAUGCAAAAGACGCCUGCGUUCGACAGACUCACGCCGCAGACGUUGGACGAGGAGCGAAGAAUAUGUAAUGCUCGUCUUCAGGAAAUAACUGCUAAUAGCAUUGCGGAUCCAUUGAGACAUAGGCACUGGUUUAACGUGAUGUUCCAGUACGAUGCCUCAAUUCCCAUAAAAAUGGGUGUAAUGCUAGGCAUGGUACCGUCUGCAAUUUAUGCUUUAGGUACAGAAGAUCAUUACGACAUUGCGGAGAAACUACAGGAUGGUCACUACACAAGCUGUUUUGCGCUAACAGAAAUAUCUCAUGGAACAAAUGCAAAGGGCAUGAGAACCACGGCAACAUACGAUCCGCAAUUAAAAAGCUUCAUCAUGCAUACCCCAGACUUCGAGGCUGCAAAGUGUUGGGCUGGGGGUUUAGGAAAGUCUGCAACACAUGCUGUUACUUUUGCCCAAUUGAUCACGCCUGAUAAACGUAAUCACGGUCUUCACCCAUUCGUUGUACCCAUACGGGAUCCAGAUACCCAUCUUCCUUUGCCGGGUGUAACUGUUGGCGAUAUGGGCGAAAAAAUUGCUUUAAACGGCGUUGACAAUGGAUUUGUGAUGUUCGAUAAUUAUCCAGUUCCUCGGCUAUACUUAUUGAAUCGAACGGCAACUGUUACAGAGGAUGGAAAAUAUAUUAACAAAGUGAAAAACGAAAGCAAAAGAUUUGGAGCAUCGUUGGGUGCAUUAUCAUCGGGUCGUGCUACAAUUACAUCUAUAACCGCGAAUAUUGCAUCUGUUGCAAUGGUGAUUGCGAUUCGAUAUUGCGCCGUGAGGAAACAAUUUGGACCGUCGGAAUCAGAGGAAUGGCCGGUCAUAGAAUAUCCAGCACAGCAAUGGCGAUUGUUCCCUCACUUGGCAGAAAUAUACGCAAUAAAGAUCUUCUCGUCCACGUUUGUGCAUCAGAUGUCUGAGUUUCAAAUUAAUUUAACGAAUUCUAUGAACGAGGAUAAAAUUGAUACCCAAGGUAUGGAGAUACAUGCAUUAUCUUGUGCAAGUAAACCAGUCUCCUCGUGGACUUGUCGAGAUAUUAUUCAAAAUUGUCGCGAGUCCUGCGGAGGUCACGGCUAUCUAAAAAUGUCACGCUUGGGCGAAUUAAGAUCUGAAAAUGAUGCAAAUUGUACGUACGAGGGUGAAAAUAAUGUACUAAUUCAGCAAGCCAGUAAUUGGUUAUUGAACCAAUGGUCGAAUAUGCUUAAUGGAAAGACUGUUGAAUCUCCUCUUGGAACUGCAUAUUUUAUAAACGAUGCCAACAAUAUUUUAAUGCAAAAGUUUCAGCACUCGACGGUUCAAGAUACAUUAAAAAUAGAAAAUUUACUCCUAUCCUUCCAAUGGUUACUUUGCUACUACUUGGAAAGAACUUAUAAUAGGACACAAUAUUUCAAAAGCAACGGUUGCGGUGAUUUCGAAAUUAGAAAUAAUAUACAAGUGUUUUAUGCACAAACCAUGUCUCUCUUAUAUGGACAGCAUGCUAUAAUGAAAUACUUUAUCGAACGUAUUAACGAUCCUUCGUGGAGAUCUGAAGAACGUAAUGUAUUAACAAAGUUAUGCUCACUUUAUGGAGCUGUUACUUUAGAAAAAAGAUUAGGAGAUUUUUAUGCUGGUGGUUAUGCAACGUCUACGAGUAACAUGGAUAACUUGCUGCGAAAUGGCAUUAUAAUGUUGUGCGAAGAAUUAGUUGAUGAUGCUGUAACUCUAGCAGAUGUUUUAGCACCACCAGAUUUUGUCAUAAAUUCACCAUUAGGAAUGGCAGAUGGAGAAGUAUAUAAACAUAUCAAAGAGUGGAUAUUUAAGAAGAAAGAAAACUUCGAUCGGCCUACAUGGUGGAACGAAAUAACACGAUCAAAAUUGUGAUAUGUAUAUAUGUAACAAAUUUUUUAUUAUACGUAUGUAUAUUUAUAUAUA
This is a messenger RNA of Megalopta genalis, 3167 nucleotides long. NCBI's taxonomy places the organism in Eukaryota, Metazoa, Arthropoda, Insecta, Hymenoptera, Halictidae. The record is from RefSeq and is a predicted model, not a curated record.